Bipolaris oryzae ATCC 44560 is the source of this 1101-nucleotide messenger RNA. RefSeq lists its product as uncharacterized. Gene Ontology annotation, molecular function: 3-dehydrosphinganine reductase activity. The transcript has 2 exons. Lineage: Eukaryota; Fungi; Ascomycota; Dothideomycetes; Pleosporales; Pleosporaceae. Gene Ontology annotation, biological process: sphingolipid biosynthetic process. The coding region runs from base 1 to 1101 and encodes 366 amino acids. Gene Ontology annotation, cellular component: endoplasmic reticulum membrane. The record is from RefSeq and is a predicted model, not a curated record.
AUGUUGCAAUUCCUCGCCGGAGCUGCCCUCGUGCUCAUCAUUGGGCUGGUGAGCUUUGGCAUUAUGGGCUUUAGCUUCUCCAUGAGCAAUCGUUUCCCCGUAGAUGGCAAGACAGUCCUCCUUACCGGCUCAUCGCAGGGCAUGGGCAGUGAGGUUGCCUGUCUCCUUGCUGCCCGGGGAGCCAAUCUUAUACUGGUAGCACGCACGGCAAAGAACCUCGAAAUCGCUGUCCAACGCGCAAAGUCAUGCGCAAAGAACCCUUCAACUCAACGCUUCACGUACAUCGUGGCCGACGUAACUUCCGAGUCGGAGAAUGCACGUAUCCUCAAGGAAGCAACAGCCUGGAAUAAUGGCCGCGUGCCUGAGGUUGUCUGGUGCAUUGCUGGAUCCUCAACUCCUGGGCUGUUCAUCGAGACGAGCACAGACACGCUGAGAAAGCAGAUGGAGCUGAAUUACUUCGCGACAGCAUACAUGGCACAAAAGGCGCUGCAAGCUUGGUUGUAUCCCGAGGUGCCACAUAGCCCACAAGGGAAAAACACUGACCCGGAAGCGCCCCGGAAGUUCAUCAUGACUUCCUCCUCACUCGCCUUCAUAAACAUUGCAGGCUACUCGCCCUACUCCCCGGCAAAGGCUGCCCUCCGCAACCUCGCUGAUGGACUCCGCUCAGAGGUCCAAAUCUACAACGCAGCGCGCCAUUCCAAUGCCAACACAGGCGCUACGCCCGCGCCGUUCGAUGUAGACAUUCAUAUUGUAUUCCCGGGUAGCAUACUAUCCCCAGGGUUUGAGAACGAGAACAAGACGAAGCAUGCCGUCAGCUUUGAGUUGGAGGCUGCCGAUCCCAAGCAAACCGAGCUCGAGGCAGCAACCAGCUGCGUCAAAGGUCUAGAAAGUGGAAACUUCAUGACGCCGACCAAUUAUCUGGUACACCUGAUGCGCUGGGGCAGCUUGUCUGGUAGUCAGAAGAACAAUUGGGUCAUUGAUGCGAUGGGAGCGAUUGUAGCAGCGAUUGCCUGGUUGUUUAUAGCACCAGAUUUGAACAAGACGGUCAGGGGCUGGGGGAAGAAGAAUGGAAUGCCGGCGUAUAGGCCAAACGCGCAGUAA